Molecule: messenger RNA, 430 nt
Organism: Pogoniulus pusillus (Red-fronted tinkerbird)
Lineage: Eukaryota; Metazoa; Chordata; Aves; Piciformes; Lybiidae
Product: lymphotactin-like
Exons: 3
Coding region: 1-372 (123 amino acids)
Biological process (GO): immune response
Cellular component (GO): extracellular region
Molecular function (GO): chemokine activity
Source: RefSeq, a predicted model, not a curated record
AUGACAAUAUAUAAACCCUGCAAAAGAGGGCUGACAACAGCCACUUUCUUCACUGCCUUGACAAAGGAGUCACCAGCAAUGAAACUCCACAUUGCAGCUCUCCUGGUCAUUUUCUGGCUUGGCAUGUUCACCAUGCACACAGUGCAAGGGAGCAUUGCAAGUCAAUCCAUGCGCAAAUAUAGCUGUGAAAGUCUAACAGCAAAGCGACUGCACAUCAAAAACCUUGUCAGCUAUGAGAAUAUACGAGGCCCAAUAGAGGCUAUCAUGUUUAUCACCAGAAGAGGUGUCCGGAUCUGUGUAAAACCUGACCACAAACAGGCACAGCAGGCUAUGAAGGAAAUAGCUCAAAGACGUGCCACCAAAGACAGAUGAGCCUGUUGAAGCAAGCGUCUAAGGCCAACUAGGUGGAAUCAUAGCCACUCCUGCACAU